Oreochromis aureus is the source of this 1690-nucleotide messenger RNA. RefSeq names its product cleavage and polyadenylation specific factor 4 (gene cpsf4). Lineage: Eukaryota; Metazoa; Chordata; Actinopteri; Cichliformes; Cichlidae. The coding region runs from base 322 to 1119 and encodes 265 amino acids. Gene Ontology annotation, molecular function: RNA binding; zinc ion binding. The transcript has 8 exons. The record is from RefSeq and is a predicted model, not a curated record.
GUCUGAUUUUGUCAGGUCGGAGGUCAGCCUGCGCGCCUCCCAUCAUCCACACAGAACAAGGAGCAGUUCGGGGACAAACAAACAUUUACGGGACGGUCCGUGUCCAUGGCUUGUCUUUAAAACCGACAUUAGAGCUACAAACUACGGCGUCUGUUGUAUUUUCGGUAUCGGAGUUAGGAGUUGGGUGCUAACUUAUCAGUUAGUCUGGCUAGCCGCCUUAGCAGGCUGAGAGGGAACCUGGUAGCUAGUAGCUAGACUUCGAGCUAGCUUAACCGAAACGGACAUUUAUCUGAUCGGAGGAGUGAACAGACUGCAGCGGACAUGCAGGACUUACUGGCCAACGUGGACCACAUCAAGUUUGACCUGGAGAUUGCCGUGGAGCAGCAGCUGGGAGCCCAGCCGCUUCCUUUCCCCGGCAUGGACAAGUCCGGGUCUGCUGUGUGUGAGUUCUUCAUGAGAGCUGCGUGUCAGAAAGGUGGGAUGUGUCCGUUUCGUCACAUCAGUGGAGAGAAGACAGUGGUGUGUAAGCACUGGCUCAGAGGUCUGUGUAAGAAGGGAGACCAGUGCGAGUUUCUCCACGAAUACGACAUGACCAAGAUGCCUGAAUGCUACUUCUACUCCAAGUUUGGUGAAUGCAGCAACAAGGAGUGUCCUUUCCUACACAUAGAUCCAGAGUCCAAGAUCAAAGACUGUCCCUGGUAUGACCGAGGCUUCUGCAAACACGGUCCUGACUGCCGACACCGACACACCAGAAGGGUGAUCUGUGUGAACUACUUGGUGGGCUUCUGUCCAGAAGGAAAGUCCUGUAAAUUUAUGCACCCCCGAUUUGAGCUGCCUAUGGGCGCUUCUGAACAGCCUCCUCUCCCACAGCAAAACCAGAACCAGGCAAAGCCCGUGCCUACCAUUGGCCGCUCGUCGCUCUCCUUAAUCCAGCUCACCAACUCCACCCCAGCCCAGCGGCAGCAGAACAACAUGACUACUGUGUCUCAGCAGAACAAUCUAAAUGCCAACAGAGGGCCUCGUCCGCUGGAUCAGGUCACCUGCUACAAGUGUGGCGAGAAGGGCCACUAUGCCAACAAAUGUACUAAAGGCCAUCUUGCCUUCCUGAGUGGUCAGUAACCUUCAGCCUCAAACCCCAAACACCUCAGUGCUGUAGCGCACCACCCCUGAUGUGAGCAGAAGAGAGGAAGGGGGAAGACUCUGCUCUACAUGCUGGUGUAUCUUAAAGACUAACUGCCGCCCGACAGACACGGACAGUGGGAGGGAAACAUUGCUACUUUUUCUGGGGCCUGUGGACACAUGAAAGUGACAAGAAAAAAGGUCGUCCGGCCUGAUUUGCUGGGUUUGUACAGUACAGGUGACUUUGAAGAGUCACUCCCGGGGUCCAGACUGCUGCAAACACCAAUACAGGUGCUGUUGUUCCUCAGGUCAUGUGACUGCAGCUGCCAUUGCUAUGUUCCAAGUCUGACCGUGAAAACAAAUCGAACAAAUGUGAUAAACAUCUUAGGAAUGUAAUUUAGCUUGUACUCAGCAGCCAAAUCCACACUCGCUAUAAAGGUCUCAUUCUGGACAUUUCAGCCUCGGUUUAGCAGCUGUGUGUGGCAGGUACAGCAGUACACAGCAGCUGGAAGAGACGCUUUGUUGACAGUCUGAACAUAUUCUGUCUGUACAAAUAAAUGUUCUUGUUACA